CCCAACUCUAAAAAUCUGAAUUAGGGAUGAAAUGCACUAAACAUGUGACUUGUUCUGUGUAAUCUCCAGAGUUGCCCUCCUGACGUACAAAGAUGGCUGCAGCUCUGACUCUCCUUCUCAUUGGAUGUCUGCUGCAAAGUGCCCUGUGUGGAGAGUUUACGGUCACUGUGCCGAAAACUAUAGAGGUUCUGAAAGGAUCCUGUGUGACCAUCCCCUGCUCCUUUGACAUAGAGAACAAAUAUGAAUCAAACUUAGAUAACACAUGUAAAGCAGCAUGGAAAAUAAGUGACCCGAUUAGUAUGUUUGAUAGCAGUAAUCCACAACUAUCUACAAUAAAAGGAAAUUUUACAGGAGACUUGAAAAAAAAAGACUGCACCACAACCCUGAAUAACAUUCAACCUUCACACAGCAAUAAAUAUUUCUUCAGAGUGGAAUGCAACAAUCAACUGAAAUAUUCUUUUCAUCAACAAACAUUGUAUAUAUCAGUCAAAGAUGAUCCUCCCAGACCGACUCUGACUCCGUCCACACUGGAGAGGAAGGAGGGAACCUCAGUGAGUUUGACGUGCUCUGCUCCAGCUCCCUGUCUGUCUCAUCCUCCAACUCUGACAUUUAGCCCCAGCCUGGGAGACAGUCAGGAGACACUGCAGGAGAAUCAGGACAAAACAAAGGUCAAGACCUCUGUUCUGACUUUCACUGCUUCUCACCUCCAUCACAGACAGGAAAUUUCCUGUAGUGCUGUCUACAACAAACUAGAUGGCAGCAAUGAGUCAUCUGUUAGCACAAGAUUAACAGCUGAUAUUUCAUAUUCACCCAAACACACCACAGUGUUAGUGAGUCCCUCUGGUCCAGUACCAGAAGACAGCACUUUGACUCUGACAUGCAGCACUAGUGCCAACCCACCAGUAAAGAACUACACCUGGUAUAGAGCUGACGGAGGCCAAGAGACUUUUAUUGGGACCGGACGUGUUUUAAACAUUACAGCUUCUAAAGUCAGUGGCCCUUUUUUCUGCAAGGCUGAAAAUGGUCUUGGAGCUGGACGAUCCAACAUCAGUCAAAUAGAUGUUCAAUUUGCUCCACAUAUUCUGUACUCUGAUUGCACCACAGCUGCAGGCCAGCUCAACUGUUCCUGUGAGACUGUGGGAAACCCUUCUCCCACUUUACAGUGGUAUUUGAAUGAGUUACCUGUCAAUCACUCAGACAGGUUUGCUGUCAGCAAUGAGCCUCUAAAUGACACAGGUCUGAGGAGCAUCAUCACUGUGAAUCAACCACUGGAGAGGGAUCUUUCCACCUUGCGCUGCUGUAGCUCCAACUCUCUGGGAUCUGCUUUUCAGCAAUUUUAUGUCUACGUCCUUGAGCCUCAAACAUCUGCAGAAAGUCACGUGAUGUUGACAGUCUUCAUCGCCACAGUUGUCAUGCUACUGGUACUAGUGUGUGCUCUGCUGUUAGUUAUCAGGGCUCAGAAGACUCACCAUAACCUUCCUAAGAGCACAGUUGCUAUAAACCAACUUCUAACAAGUGGAGAGGGAAAUGAGGUACCCAAAGCAACAGAAGAGGACAUUUAUGUCAACGCUGAUGUGCUGAGAAAGGCAGACGUCGCCCACCCUGCAACUAUCUCUGAGCCAAACAGCACCAACUUGCCAAGCUCUGGGCCAAACAACGCAGAAGGAGCCAGUAAAAGCUCAGAGAAGAAGAAUGAGGAAAGCAGUGAUGUUAUUUACUCUAGUGUGAAUUGGAAGAGCAAGAAGAAGAAGCAAGAAGACUCUGUGGACAUGGAUCAGCCUUGUAGCUCCUAUCUAGAGGAGGAUAGGUGCGUGGACGGAGGCAUGUGCAGAAAUUUUGGGAGCAAUACACUGGAGAUGGGAAGCCUAUAUGAUGAAGUGGAGCCUAAAAAUGUGAAGGAGUAUGUGGAAUGUGAAUAUGCCCAGGUAAAAUUUGAAAACAAGAGUGCUAUGCACAAUUAGAUCAAGUUUUAUCUGUUGUGUCUUAUUUAAAAAAAAAUGUUGUUUUUUUGUUGUUGCUUUUAAUCCAGCUAACAUUUAUGUUUCUUUGUUUUUAAGUUCAAAGGGUUUUUAAGAUCUUGACAGAUUUUUUUGUCACUGAAGAAUUUUAAGAAUUUUAUUAUUUUACUCAUAUAAAUGAUGUUUGGUAUGUGUACAUUGAGAGAGUCCCUGCUGUUUUACAUUUAUUUGGCAGUGACAUUUUUUAAAUUAGCAUAUUUUUAUCUACUUUUUGCUAAAGCUGAACUGGCUGUAGAUGUAUAAACAUGUAGAUAUAGCAACAGAGAAUAGGCUGUGUGUAGUUUAUUUUCUUUUAUGUCUAGAGUUGCAUUUUUUAAUUCUUUCAAGACAAUAGCUGAACGUUUCCAUCAAUCUCCAAUUUUUAUUUAAUAUAUCUUUUAAUGCAUCUUACCCUGCCACAGUGUUUUAAACAUGUACUGUACAUGUAAGUAGUGGAGCGUUUAGUAUACCAGAUUUUAGAAACAACCAAGAGAGCCUCUCUUUCAGGCUCUUACACCGUUCCGGCUGACUGCUUUAAAUGAGCUCAGCAAGUUUCCUGUUUGAGACUGAAUAGAACAGAGGGAGUAUAUGGGGGAUUAGGUGGUGGUAAAGUAGUAGACUUGAGCACAGUAACAGAUCAGUGGGCCAUCACAUUCAUGCAGCAGCUCAUUUGGCAAGGUAAGCUCUCUUGUCCAUAUCACUUAAUGAAAAAUAGGAAUCCAGAGACUAUUUUUCAAAUUCUCAAUACUACUCUCACAGUACUUACUUUCUGAUGAAAUGUUACAGAAUAAUGGUCUGUGGCUGUAUUAACUGAAAAUUAAGAAAAACUUUUUUUAAGAUAAGAAAACCUGCAGAUGCUUGAGGCCUUUAAAUGCCAAAAAAUACUUGGUGACAUAGUGACUCAAAUAUAUGACUUACCAUUAAACAUCUGCUCAGUAUUUUCAACACUCCCCUGUGUCACAGUGUAAAAGAGCAUAGUAAUGUGCCAAAAUGACACUAUACACAAUCAUCAUAAUCUCACUAUAGUAACAUUGUCACAGUUGCUGUGUUUCAGAGGUCCAAAGGUGACUCACUGAAUGUUGUACAGUGACUACUUUCUUCAUGGGAACUGCUCAUCUGCUUAGACUGCUAAGCUUGUUUAUUGGUAAUUGAGCUUUAUCUGUUUUUAUCUGGUUCUGUUGCUGAGUAACAUUUUAAACAUAAAAAAGAUAACACAAUAACCUAAUAUUUCAGAUAUUAGUGUUAUCUAAAAAGGACUAUACAAAAAGUUUGGCCUAGAAUGGGAAAAAGUAAAACAGCUUCAAACCUACAUAAUUCUCACAUACAAACAAAAGAAUAUAGCAAUUACUCUUCAUUAUUACUACCAUGAUUAUUAGAACCUUGUCUACCUUUUUUGUGGGGUUACUUUUCACUUUCUAAAACAAAGCCAUAAUUAUGUAACCAUGGAAAUGUACAUUGUUUGAUAAUAUGGUAAUCAAUAAAAAGUAUUUGCAGCU
Messenger RNA from Siniperca chuatsi (mandarin fish), 3493 nucleotides. Its product is annotated as B-cell receptor CD22-like. The transcript is spliced from 8 exons. The record is from RefSeq and is a predicted model, not a curated record. The coding region runs from base 93 to 1961 and encodes 622 amino acids. Lineage: Eukaryota; Metazoa; Chordata; Actinopteri; Centrarchiformes; Sinipercidae.